CUCCUCCUCUUCUUCUUCCUCCUCCAAAUUUCCCAGAAUUUCACACCCUUUUUGAUUUUAUGAAAAACUAAUCCCUCUCAAAAUGGCGGUCGCGUCUAUGAGUUUCAACCUAGUCGGAGCAUUCAGAGGGAUGGCUCUGAGCUCAAGCUUCUCAACCUCCUCUUCUUCGUCCUCCUCUUUCUUCAGAGGUGACUUGGGUUCCCUACAGUUGGGUCCAAAGCUGUCAUUGUCUACAACCCAACGGAGAUUGCCGUUGACGAUUCAAAACGCUCACAAGAAAGGAGCUGGGAGUACCAAGAACGGUCGCGAUUCCAAAGGCCAAAGGCUCGGCGUUAAGAUUUACGGCGACCAGGUGGCCAAGCCCGGCGCUAUCAUCAUACGUCAGCGUGGCACCAAGUUCCAUGCGGGGAAGAAUGUAGGGCUCGGCAAGGACCAUACCAUCUUCUCCUUGAUAGAUGGCUUGGUUAAGUUUGAGAAGUUCGGACCAGACAGGAAGAAGGUGAGUGUUUACCCUCGGGAGAUACAGCCUGAAAACCCCAACAGCUACAGGGUUAGGAAGAGGGAGAACUUCAAGCUACAACGCGAGAAAAAGAAAGCAAGAAAGGAAGCCUAUAUCCUUCAGAACAAACCACAACUGGUUCUUGCAUCUGCAGAUAAUGGUGCAGAGAACAAUGCUCUUUGUUGAUUGUUGCACAUCUCCUAUAUGAAGUGCCAUCAAAUGCAGCAUGUUUCUUCUCCUUUUUGUAUAAUUUUGUAUUCAAACCACUGAGAAGUCUCAGAGUGUUGUAUCAAGUAUGCAGAUUUUAAUCCCUCUCUGAUGUACUUCUCACGUAUAUGGAAGACUAAAACUCAUUACUGCAAUGUUCUACAGCGGGCUUUACUUGGUUACAUAUUCAUGAGUACAAACUGUGAUGCUUUGACAUUCUUGGAAAUUUGAUUUCAUAUUACUGUCA
Messenger RNA from Fragaria vesca subsp. vesca, 953 nucleotides. Its product is annotated as 50S ribosomal protein L27, chloroplastic-like. Bases 83 to 685 code for a protein of 200 amino acids. Gene Ontology annotation, molecular function: structural constituent of ribosome. Gene Ontology annotation, biological process: translation. NCBI's taxonomy places the organism in Eukaryota, Viridiplantae, Streptophyta, Magnoliopsida, Rosales, Rosaceae. The transcript is spliced from 3 exons. The record is from RefSeq and is a predicted model, not a curated record. Gene Ontology annotation, cellular component: ribosome.